Messenger RNA from Cololabis saira (Pacific saury), 1417 nucleotides. It is a transcript of the gene bricd5, whose product is annotated as BRICHOS domain containing 5. The transcript is spliced from 6 exons. The record is from RefSeq and is a predicted model, not a curated record. NCBI's taxonomy places the organism in Eukaryota, Metazoa, Chordata, Actinopteri, Beloniformes, Belonidae. The coding region runs from base 108 to 806 and encodes 232 amino acids. Gene Ontology annotation, biological process: regulation of cell population proliferation.
AGGAAACCAGUGAGCCAGGUGUAUUCGAUGUCAGUCAUGACCACAGCUCCAUGCCGGUAGCUGCGAGAAGGGAGCAGACAGAGUGAGGAGCCGUCAAGGGACACAGGAUGGUGAGGUGCUGGAAGCGUUCGGGGAACCAUUUGGAAGAAGCACAGUGUACGGAUGCGGGCCCUGACGUGGGGUCCCCCCACUCCCACUUCCCACACAAGGCAUUCUGGGUCAGCCUUUCAGCGCUUCUGCUCCUGCUCAUCGGCGUCCUCGGCCUGGCGGGGCACCUGGGGCUGUCUCGGGCUGAUUCUCAGCCUUCACAGGUCGUGAGAAUCACAGCUAUCGAUCAGACCGGACUUCUGAUCAACCAGUCAGCAGUUGUGGAUCAGCAGAACGACCUGGUGACAUUUUCUGUGACCUCAGCUGCUAAUCAGACGUCCACUGUGCUCUUUGACGUAAAUCAUGGAUUGAUAUGUUACAGGCCUGUUGACCAGGACGGCUGCUUCCUACAAACAAUGGAGCAGUCAGACUAUGACAAUGUGAACCCUCUCCUCCAGGAAUCAACGCACAAGACCCACUUUCAGCUGUCUGUGAAUGCGACGCAGAGGCAGACGGCGUUCCUGGGAGUGCUGGGAGCCAGCGAGGUGAACGCGUCCUCACUGGAGGACCCCGUCCAGGCCAUGUGUCAGGACAGGUCCGUCCACUGGACCCGGAGGGCCGAGGGCCCAGGAAAACAGAGGCUGGUCUACUUCUGCAUCGACAUCUGCUUUCCCAGCAACAUCUGCGUGUCCGUGUGUUUCUACUACCUGCCCGAGUGACUCAACUUUUUCUAUCCUUCCAGUGAGAAGAGCAAGGAAACAAAGUUUCCUUUUUGUUUUCGAGCUCUCUCAAGAAAAAAAAAAAAAAAACCCCAGCAGAACAAGAGUCAGCUUUCACCGUUUCCUCCGUGUCAUGCUGUCACCGGUGAACCAGUGAAGCAGCCAACACUUCCAGUGCAUUUCAUGCUUCUGUGAGAGAAAAGAAAGGCUGUUGUCGUUAUCUGUUCAUCCCCAUCGCCACUCUUCACGUAUAAUCCCCUUUCUGAUGGCAAAUGUCCGAGAUUACGGAAGAAAAAUCCUUUUGUUUUGUUAAUUAUUAAGUCUAACCAUCUCUGAUGUGAUGCUUUGAUCUGUUAAAUAAAACACAUGCUGUUGGUAUAUUUCACCAAUUCUUCUUAAUUUGUCGUAAAAAACAAGCAAGACUUUGAGGAUUUAGAAUUGUCUGUACAUUGUUUAUUCCCAACAUUUGUUUGUCCAAGUGGGAACAUCAGGAAAAAAAGAGCAUCAAUUGAAUGACACAAACCACAUUUGAGGAAAUUAUCUAUUGUACAGCUCUUCUAACACAACGUGAAUAACGUGGUCCUUUUGAUUAAAUAAAUAUAGUUUUCUGU